GACAGUUUUAAACCCGAAACCGCCAGUCUCCGUCAAACGAGCAAGACAUACCUUUAAGCGAAAAGUGUCGCUUCCGUUCGAAUUUCUCGUCGUUUCUCGGCCGUUCGAAGCGACCACUUCGCUAAGAAGAGACUAAGUGAAGUGCGAAUCUCGGCGACGUGGAAUAGGCGUCGGUUUGCAAGGAUUUUCCCGUUCCCCUGGAGACAAUGGAUACAACUGGUAGCAACUUUGAAUACAAUGCCCCUCAGAUGUACUGUGAUCUGAGUGAGCGCCUUCUGGAAGAACCGGAUGAUUCUUACUUUGAUGGUGCAGUGCUGCCUGACCUGCAGACGCCUAUGCUACCUCCGGAAAAGGCCCUUAGAUCUUCAUCCAGGCUGAAUGCUGGCACCCCGCUAAAAUCAUCUGGUAAUUUGAAGAAGCCUGUUAAAACUCUGAUAACACCAAAGAAGACGCCUUUCUCAGAAACAGUCAAGAUUGUCGUGUCCCAGGAAGUAGACCAGGAAGAUAAAGAAAAUUCAGAACGGUAUGUAACUCCAAAGUCAUCACAGAAGAGAAGAAAAAGCACGAAAAAAUCUCCUUCAGUCGGUACCCGUUCAUCCCCAAGGUUGGCAGAAAUAAGCAAGGCUAUGCGUCGUAGCAAUGCAGCUCGCCGUUCGACAGGUUCCUCCACGUCUUCUCUAGGUGCGGAUGGGGCCAACUUGAACAAAGUGGUCAAAGCUAAACCAAAGCAACAGUCGCUUCCGAAGUUGUCAGGCAAGAAAGGGUUGAGUGAAGAUGACAUGAAAACCCUGGAGAACAUUGCAGUCAUUAACAGCGACCCAGUGAGCAUAAAGACGAGCAUUCAGAAUGUCCCGGCUCGUCUCAUGCCGACGGUUCCCCAAGAGUUUCAUUUCACCACUGGGUCACGCCUUAGGCAGAAGAAAACAGAACAUGUCGAGGCAGCUCCAAAGAAGGGUCCACUCAAAGCUGUUCAUGGUCCGACCAGACCUCAGGAGUUCCACUUUGCAACUGAUGAGCGCAUCAAGAAGCAGCCUGGUCCUAAUGAAGACAAGGAACCAGCACUGCCGUUUCCCAUGUCUUUACGUUCUGCAUCUAGUAUGGAGCCCAAAGAAACCACUCACAAGGGGCCAACAAUUCCACAGCCAUUUAACCUUACCGAGACUCGCAAGGGCACAGAGGGUGAAGCCAACAAGUUCAUAUCUGUUGCAGAAUUAAACUUGGCCUUCCACACUAGAACGCCCCAGAGAUUCCGCAGCAAGAGAAGUGGGGAACCAGAAGAGCCCCAUUGCCAACAAAAGAAGAACAAGAUAACAAUCCCUGUCACACCUAACUUCACUGCAAAGACCCGAUCUAGGACUGUUCAACACCCAACGAGGGAGGAGGAAGAGAUGAAGGAGCUCGAAGAAGCACAGAAGCACAUGUUUAAGGCUCGUCCAGUCAACAAGAAGGUAUUCGAACCUCCUGCAGAUGUCUUCAUUGCUACCAAGAAAAAAUCGACAAUCCCGGAGCCCUUCAAUAUUACCAAGACAAAAAAAGAGGAUAAGCCAUUGGGUGCCAACUUGAAAGAAAUGUGUGAGACCUUGGGAUGUUCCACCACUUCGGUUAGCUCUCUCCCAUGGGGAGGAGUGCCCUCCAAGUGGUCAAAGAGGAACACAGAGCCCAAGCCCUUCAGCUUUGACACUCGCGACAAGAACAAGCUGCAGGAAAAGCAAGAGAAGAUAAAGAAGGUAUUAGAAGAAGAGAAGAAACUGGCAGAAUUCCAUGCCCACCCAAUGCCUAUCUUUGAGGAAGGCAUUCGUGGAGUGCCUCCAAAAAAGCCGCCCACCCCAACCAGGGUGAGACCCUUCCAUCUAAUGAGUGAUGAACGAGGGGAACUGAAACAGGAACAGAUUCAUAAUAAGCUGGAAGAAGAAGAACGUAUAGAUAGGGAAAGGAGAACCUUCUUUGCUCAGUCGGACGCCGUGGUUCACAAGCAGCCCUUCAUACCUGAGAAAUCGAAGAAGCCCCUCACAGACAUCUCCGGCUUCACCCUGAACACGGAGGUGAGGGCGGAGGAGAGAUCCAAGUUUGAGUUACACCAGAAGCAGCGAGAAGAUGAACUCUUGGCUGCCAAGAGAGAGCAAGAGGAAAAGGAGAAAGCAGAAGCUGCAGCAGAAGUUGCCAGAAUGCGCAAAGAAGCAGUCCACAAGGCCAACCCUGUACGCAACUACAAACCUGUUGUAAUUAAGCCUGCGCCCUGCCUUCCCACUGUGCCAGUCUCUCCCAACUUUGCGACAAAGACUAGGCUACGGUCAAGGCGGGGAGAUUCCUCGGCUAAUUCUAGUAUGGACGUGUCUUCUAUAAAUUCAACAGUGACUCUAGCUUCUGCAACAUUUACAGCGGAGUAAAUGGAUCUGAUUGAUUGUUCUCUUAUAUAUGUAAAUAUUUUUUCGACUCCAUUUUAUAUAUUGCCCAUAAGAUGCUCUUGAUACAUAGUAUGUACUUCUAAUGUGCUUGCUUUGAAUGUUUGAGAGCGAGAGAGAGAGAUAGAAUAUAUGUUUAGACUAUGUUUGCCUUGCAUCAUAAUGUUAUUGAUUGCUUGUGAGAGAGUAUUUAAAACCAAAAUGUAUAACUUGGGUACUAUUAAGUUUUUUCAAUGAGCAUUGUUAAAUUUAUGUAAGGUCAAUUUUUUUUUUUUUUUUUUUUGCAUCUGAAGACAGGUCUUAAUUUCUAUGUACAUACUAUAUUACUUUUCUAUUUUAAGUUCCUUGGAUGAAAGAUUGUUUUUCUUGAUAGUAUUUAGAAUAUUGUCAUAGUUCACUAUCUCGUCUUAAGAUUUUCAAAUGUAAGAGUUUUCUAUGCAUCUAAUAACUUCUGCAUUGCUUAGGAUUUGUCAUGAGAUAGUGAUGAUAUUGAUAACUUGUAAAUGUACAAGUCCGAAUUUUUGUUUUAUAAUACUUUGUGUAACUGCAGUAAUUAAAUGAUUUACCAAAGUUAACUUGUUAUGGUUGAAGCCCAACAUUCAGAUUUAAUUAUUAACAUAUCCUAAUCAAAAGCAGCUAACUUAGCUGAUUUGUAACUUAAUUGUCACACACAGGUUUUAAGGUCUGGAAGGGAAUGAUUUUUGUAUACAGAUUUUUAUUUUCUCACUUAUGUUUUUCCUUUCCCACUGAGUCUGUUUGCUUAAAUAAACUUUCUAACAGCUAGAA
This is a messenger RNA of Macrobrachium nipponense, 3188 nucleotides long. RefSeq names its product targeting protein for Xklp2 homolog. Bases 207 to 2387 code for a protein of 726 amino acids. The transcript is spliced from 13 exons. Lineage: Eukaryota; Metazoa; Arthropoda; Malacostraca; Decapoda; Palaemonidae. The record is from RefSeq and is a predicted model, not a curated record. Gene Ontology annotation, cellular component: microtubule; spindle. Gene Ontology annotation, biological process: regulation of mitotic spindle organization; activation of protein kinase activity.